Messenger RNA from Ramularia collo-cygni, 2676 nucleotides. RefSeq lists its product as uncharacterized. The transcript has a single exon. The record is from RefSeq and is a predicted model, not a curated record. Bases 1 to 2676 code for a protein of 891 amino acids. NCBI's taxonomy places the organism in Eukaryota, Fungi, Ascomycota, Dothideomycetes, Mycosphaerellales, Mycosphaerellaceae.
AUGGCUCGCGUGGGGGAACGGUCGGCGUCACCUUCCACCACCAAUCGAUCCAGCACCAACAGCUCCAGCAGCUGUAAUUCCAAAGACCACGGCAAACCGCGGAGGUCAUACUAUCGCCUAUUUCCCACCGUAGAGCCCACGCCGCCAGCAUCGCCGGUGUCUCUCGUCAAUCGGAGGGCGAGUCGGGCAAGUCUGCGAAAUUCCUCUGCUUGCGGAUCCUACCGCCGAAGAUCAUCAUCCGAGGACAACGGCCGAGGCGCUAGUUCUCGGGACCCCCAUUGCCCACCGCAUGUCCUGACAAACUUUGCCACCUCCUCGCUCAACGAUGGUCGGCAAGUCAGUCCACCUGAGCAACCAGCUCUGCGCACCGUGCAAGAAGAUAAGCAACUUUCGGAUGCUGCCGGGGUGCAAUCAGGGCUGAACACCGCGCAAAGUGGUGUUGAUCAGGCCCGAGCUUCUACGAACCACAAUCACCGCAACGGUUUCGAUAGCGUCCUCGUCCAGUCUAGCAAAGCUUGCGACACAUCUACUGCCUUUGAUAUGGCCGCACAUGGGAAAUGCCACGAUGGACCGGCGCGUCUGCCAGGGACUGUAACCACACCCGCCAUUGGACUUGGACUCGACAUACCGUCGACCCUGGAUGCGGAGGAUAACCAGCCAGGAACCAUCUUCAUGAGGACCAAACCCAGGCCGAAUCUUCGCAUUGCCAUUCUAGAGGAGCAGAAUAACGAGUCAGAGCCCUUGUCUCCACCAAAAUCUUCGCGACACACGAGAGAAGACUCUACCGAGUCAAUAUCAAAUGCGACCAUGAAUUCGUUGUCCCUGUCGCAGGACGGCUCGGCUGUCCGGGCUUCGGUGGCAUUAAAACAGUCGAUUGUCCCACUCAGUGCAGCGUUGAAAGUUCGCGAGCUCAAUGUUGCGCCGCACGGAGGACGUUUACGAGCAUCCAAGAGUUUUCCUGUAAAGCCAGUGGGGUCCAGCCAGGAAUUUGAUACUGCACACACAGCACGUCUUCAAGAUCCACCAAACACCAGCAUAGGAGUCCGGGCAGAUCUCCCUUCUCUCACUUCCCGCAUGAACAGGCGCGCUGCGGCUCCAGAGGCAUACCCUUUAACAACAACCCCGGAACCCUACCCUCCUGCUCCAAUGCGACCAGCGACCGCGCGAGCUGCCACAACAACCAGUGCAAAAAGCAUCUCCCAUGUAGACCAGCCACGACCGGUCUCCUCCGGGCAAAGCGCUCUUGCGACGGCCAGAGCAAAUGUGGCGGCAUUCAGCAAUGUGGAAGUGCCGACCUGGAAUGCCAGUUUCUUCGAGCAAACCCAGACUCCCCGACCCGAAGUGGCGUCACUCUUCUCCGCACCAUUACAUCGUGGGCAUGAUGGCAUUUCGGAUCCAGUGCGGACCCUAGCAGAGCUUUCGAAGCAGUGCGAGGCAUUGUACGCCAGGCAUACCUCUCUACGAGCACAGCGAGUGCAACUCAGCAGUGCCAUUGUUGCGAACAUGAACAGCCAAAAGUCUGGACCUGCCUCUGGUGAUAUGCUCCACGAGCAACUGUCACUUGCGGCUGUCAGCUCAUCAAUUGACAUUUGCUUUGCAAAGUUGAAGUCGCUUGAGUGCCAGAGAGAAGAUGCCAUUGCGGUACUUGUUGCUCAGGCAAGUGGUCCCAGAAGAGACUCCGACAAUUCCAUCCCCAUGUCUCGUAAAAGCUCGUUUGCGCCGUCCAUGGAUUCAGGCAGCCGACUAGCUUCAGGUCGCUCGACACCAGACAUCCACUCAUUGUACCGUUCAAAUCGGCCACCGCCAAUCAAGACCUACUCCUCCAGAAGCGAGACUGACCCUCWGCGGGUUAGAUCACCGUUACCCCGGACAUCCUCUCUUCCCUACGAUAGCGGCACCGAAGCUGAACCCAAAUAUGAUCGACUGGUUGCCCAACAGCCCAAACGAUUGACGCAGAUCAGUGAGCCUCCAGGCACCCCGGAUCUAUCUUUCGAGACUGCAGGCGCUUCAUCGACCGCGGACGAAGCGGAUGACGCUCCAAACUCCGACUUCUCCGACAUGGACGACAUGUUGGCAGAAGAGCUUUUCCGAAAGCCGCACCGGAAGAACGCCGAUGGGAAGAGUAUGAAAGCAGUAAAGGUUCUUGGACUCGAGCUUGAAGACUUACCACCGGGAACAACCCCUCCACCCGUAUCUCCCAUGAGCAGCCUCUUUUCCGGCGCCAAAAGGAAGAAAAGCAAACCCCCUCCACCGCUCAAAUUGAAGAAAGAUUCGGGUUCCAAAAGCUCGAUCAAAGUCUCCCCCUUGACAUCCAGCACCGUGCACCCCUCGGAGCAAGAUCAGCGAGACCACGAACUCGAACUCCAACUCCAAUCCUUCCCUCCCACCCCCGGCCGAUCCGCCCCCGCUUCCUUGCCCCCUUCGGGCCCUCCUCGCGUGCCUUCUUCUGUCGGGACAAUCACAUCCAAACGCACGAUCCGUCGCCACGACUCUCCCGUUACAAGAAGUAAUACCGGGAAAUCAUCGACAUCCGCGCAUACCAUCAAUGUUUACUAUGAUUUCGAUCCCGAUGAGGCUUUACCCCCCAUGUCUCACCAGGCUCUCCCGACUUUCCCUCACCGGCAUCAGAGCCAUCGGGCGAUCUUCACACGUGCGGAUACACCGCCUUCUCCUUGA